Molecule: messenger RNA, 1401 nt
Organism: Phragmites australis (common reed)
Lineage: Eukaryota; Viridiplantae; Streptophyta; Magnoliopsida; Poales; Poaceae
Exons: 4
Coding region: 122-1240 (372 amino acids)
Biological process (GO): spliceosomal snRNP assembly
Cellular component (GO): nucleus; SMN complex
Source: RefSeq, a predicted model, not a curated record
ACAACCCCCCUGAAAACCUGCCGCUUCCGUUCUCCGCUCUUCUCUUCCUCACCGUAGCUUAAACCCAAACCCUCCGCGGCCGCAUCCGUCUCUCGAUCCUUCCGGAACCUUCCUCCGCGCCAUGGCCGCCUCCAACGCCCCGGAGGGCUUCGCGAGCAGGAGGACGUACGCGAGGGAAGAUCUUGAGGCGCUCAUGGGCGCCCCGUCGGGGGAGGCGCAGGCGCGGCUGUGGGCCCAGGUCUACGCCGCCCUCGCCGCCACGGGGUACUCCGGCGAGUACGACGGGCUUCUCGACGCCGAGGAUUCGAGGAACAGGAGAGGAAAUAAGGGGAGGAAGGCUGCGGGCGGGGGAGGCGCUGGGGGUGGCUGGAAGAGGCCCAUUGAGGCGGCGCCCCGGUUCUUUGAUGUGGCAGAUAUUGGUGCGUCGAGAAAUGGGGAUUUGGGGGUUUGCCAUGAACAUCGAUUGGAGGCUGUUCAUGACCCUACUGGGGCGUGCGGAGUGAUUGAGGAGCUGCUUGAUCAGGGUGAAGAUGUGGAGUAUGAAGACGACAGUGACGAUGACUACGAGGGCAUUCUGAAGCCUGCUUUUGCGGUCGACGGGGACCCUGAUUUCGAGUCCGGCGAGCCGCUUGAUGGCUUCGAGUAUCUUCGGCGUGUUAGGUGGGAGGCUAAACAAAUUCCUAGAGUGAAGGUGGCCAAGAUAGAUUUGAGUGCAACUAGAAAGGAUCAAACACCUUAUAUGCCUGAAAUUCCUGAUAUACCAAAGUGCUCACCUGAUUUGCGAGCAUCAAAGCAAUGGGAGGAUGCAUUUAUUACCCACUUUUCGGAGACCAGGCUGGUGUUCUCUGAGCUCGACAGCUCUGAGGAACCAUCUAUAUCUGACAUGAGAAAAAGCCCAUCAAAACCUGGCAGCGGUUCGGAGCCACAGACUGAUCCGACGCUGACAAUGCUUCGCAACAUGGAUGCAGUGUCGAGAGCUGCGACACUACGGAACUACAUUGAUAUGAUUCAGAGCUUGGAUACACUAUCAAGGAACAACUGCCUGUGGCUCUUUGCACUCUGUGUUGCCCUGCACACUCCCUUAGACGCAGAGACAUGUGCCUCUCUAAUGUCCUUGCUGCGCAAGUGCGCAACCAUCCUUGCCACCAAGUCGGAGAUGGACGACGAAGUUGUAAUGCUGAAUAUACUGAUUGCAAUAUCUGCAAGGUAUUUUGGGCAGUAUGAACAUAGAUAUGACUAGGAGAUCGGGAGCACUAUGCAUGUUGAAUUCUUUUUAUUACAAUGGCGCACGUUUUGUAUUCCCUGAAGACAGUUUAUGGCGGCAGAAUAUAUGUGGAAUUAGUGUUCUCUAAGUGCAUAUCAUAUCGUUUUGUAAUGGCUAAUGCGGAGAAAUACCUUGGA